UUGUUUGUUUGUUUGUUUGGGUUUUUUUAGCUUGUAAAGCAUCAGUACCUGUGAUUUACACAAGAGAAAGAAAGGCCGUACAAUUUCAGGUCCAUUCUGACAACUUCUGAGUACUCCAGCACAGAGAUAGUUCUGUAAGCCCAAGCACAAAAGCAUCUGUGGAGACAAAUACUCUCACCUUUUUGGAUCCCCUUUUAAGUGCUGUGGUUCAUCAUAUGGUUUUGCUUACAAGUUUGGGGUUUGUAGAUAAUGAUCUAACUGCACUUAGAAAAACAGCCACUGUUGGCUGCAUCAGUUUGUAGUUGUAAGCAAGAGACUGAACAAUUAGGUUCUGCUGCAUCUUGCUCAAUCUCGAGCACUUUAGAAGUUUUGUGUUGUCACUAGAGCUGAUCUGAAAUUAGGACUUACAUCCUCACUGAACGGGGGCCCAGGUUGGUGGCAUAACAGUUGUGCGCUUCUUUAAGUUCCACCAGUCACAUCCGACCCCCUCCAAAACCAAAAAAUUACUGCUUUUCAUUUUCUGGCUUUCUAAUCCUUUAUCCAUCUAAUUUCUUUGUGUAUUAAAGUUGAAUUCACAUUCAUUCCAUUUCAGAAUAUCCUUAAAGAAUUUUAAACUACUGACGUGAGCAUUCACCUUCAUAAGGACUGGCCAGAUUUUACUCUUGAUAAAUGUUACUUUAAGCAGAUCAUCUCUCUUGUGGUAAAUAUGUUUUCCAGUUUUGGCUAUCCUAGCAACUUAAAGGUAAUUGGCUAUGCCCUGAGCUGGUAACCCAAAUAUUUAAAACCACAAGUGGUUAAUGUUUAAUCCACUGUCAUGAUGAUGAUGAUGUGGCAAUAGAAGCUGUGCGUCAGGAUUCGUUCUUCGCCUGGAGAACAAAGUGGCAGUAACACUCCUGGCGUACGGUCUCCUUUGGAACAUGGGAUGAGUAAAGCAGACCUUGUUAACAGUUGAAAGUAGGAUUUUCCACCAUGAAUGGCUACCCAAACUGUUCUGCUAACCACACUAAAAUUUGGAGCCAUUAUUUAGUACUUGCAUUGGGCAUUCCUCAAUUGACCAUUAACGUCGCAUCUGUGAUCUUCAACUGCACAGUCAUCUUCACCAGAAUGGCGACGAAGGACCUGCACAAGCCUAUCUCUAUACUGUUCUGCAAUCUGGCUUUUUCUGAUCUCUUCACCAGCUUUUCUGGCUUUUGGAUUUCGAUGCUGUUCAUCAGCAACCCUGACAUUACAAUCUUUGGAUCCGAGGAUAUGCUGGCACCUUAUGCUUUAUAUACGGUGUCUAUUUUAUCCACCAUCUAUAACUUGGUAAGCAUUGGAAUUGAACGCUAUCUGGCUGUGGCUGAAAGCAUGAGGACAAGAUUCAGGGUUGCUAGAAAGCAUUCCAUAGCUGCAGUUUUAAUUAACUGGGUCCUCGCUUUCUUUUUGGGCUGCUUGCCAUUGAUGGGGUGGAACUGCUUGCAUACGGAAAAAAAUCUCUCUGUCCUCUACAGUCCGUUUUGUGUCAACUACCUUAUCUUCAUUGCCAUUCCCAAUGUUGUGGUGGCUUUUGUGAUACCUCUGUUCACUUACCUUAGAAUCAUUAUCAUCCUGAGGAAAAGAAAGCUGAGAAUGAAGGCAUGUGGACAAGCUACUGGCACCUACAAAUCGGCUGAAAUCCAGGUUGCCAGAACCAGUAUUUUUAUCUGGCUCCUGACGCUGAUCUCCUAUGCUCCUUUUUUCGCAGGAGUCAUAUUCGAUGCAACUAACCAUCAGUGCCCCCUUGAUCUUUACCCAGGCAUCUAUAUCUUCCGAAACUGCACGGCUAUGCUGAUAACCAUGAACUGUUUGGGAAACCCCAUAAUAUAUACCCUGAAAGCCAAAACUCUGGGGGCGAAGCUCAAGGCUCUGCAAUGCCUCUCCACCAACCGUGUCCGAGCCUGCACCAUUGCGAACAUCUAGCCGGGCCUGCCCUUGGUCCAGGACUGCUGCUGUGCCUGGCCCAGUCACAGAAUGGCAGAGCGGAGGGGGUGGGAAGGGACCUCUGGAGACCCCCCUGCUCAUGCAGGGUCACCUAGAGCAGGGUGCAGAGUGUCCUGUCCGGGUGGGUUCCCAAUGUCUCCAGAGAAGGAGACCCCGCAGCCUCUCCGUGCAGCCCGUGCCAGCGCUCUGCCACCCUCAAAGGAAAGUUUUCCCUCGUGUUCGUGUGGAACUCCCUGCGCGGCGGUUUGUGCCCGGUGCCCCCUGUCCUGUGGCUGGGCGCCGCUGAGAAGAGUCCUCCUGCCACCUGCCCUGGAGGUUCUUGUACGCGUUGAUGGCUCCCCUCUGCAGGCGGCACGGCCCCGGCUCUCAGCCUCGCCUCGUCGGGGGAUGUCCCAGCCCCUCACCACCUCCGCAGCCCCCCCGGACCCUCCCCAGCCGCUCCCCCUCUCGCUGCAACUGGGGAGCCCAGAACGGGGCGAUGGAGUCGGAGCGGGGUGGGAACAGCGCCGGCGCUUCAGCACCCAGCCGGGGGA
Messenger RNA from Falco peregrinus (peregrine falcon), 2492 nucleotides. Its product is annotated as lysophosphatidic acid receptor 1-like. The transcript has a single exon. NCBI's taxonomy places the organism in Eukaryota, Metazoa, Chordata, Aves, Falconiformes, Falconidae. The record is from RefSeq and is a predicted model, not a curated record. Gene Ontology annotation, biological process: G protein-coupled receptor signaling pathway. Gene Ontology annotation, cellular component: membrane. Bases 970 to 1938 code for a protein of 322 amino acids. Gene Ontology annotation, molecular function: G protein-coupled receptor activity.